Molecule: messenger RNA, 791 nt
Organism: Chara braunii
Lineage: Eukaryota; Viridiplantae; Streptophyta; Charophyceae; Charales; Characeae
Source: the annotation of a GenBank genome assembly
GCAGUAAAGAAAAUCUGUGUUCUUUUUGUAUUUCUUGCUUCUUUCGGGGCAUGUAAGAAACGAUCGUUUCUUUAUUGAUGGCGAUCUCGCAGUUUCCUCUGUGCCCUUCGGAUGAUGGAAAACAGCGAAACGGGGUUGAUGAUCAUGGUGAUGGUGGUCGUUGAUGACGAUUGUGCAUACGAGGAGAGUGAUGAGGAUGACGAUGGCGAUGAUGAUGAUGAGUAUGAGGAUGGCGAUGGUGAUGAGGAUGAUGAUGAUGGUGAUCGUUGACGAUGAUGAUGAUGAUGAUAUGAUAACGAUGGCGAUGCUGCUGCUGCUGCUGCUUACGAUGAUGGUGAUGAUGGGGAUGAUGGGGAUGAUGGUGAUGACGAUGACACUGCUGCUGAUGGUGAUGAUGGUGAUGACGGUGAUGACGGUGAUGAUGGUGAUGAUGGUGAUGAUCAUCGUUGUUGAUGGUGGUGAUGGCAAUGAAGAUGAUGAUGAUGAUGAUGAUGAUGAUGAUGAUAAUCAUGGUGCUCACUUAUGUCACCAUCUCGUAUGAUUUUGAUCGGGUCUUGGUCUCCAUCAAUUACCUUGAGUGGGUAUUCUGAAAUCUGGAUGGGGUCACGUGUGAGUGAAUGUAUAAGGCAGAAACAAGGAGUCGAGGGAAAAAAAGGGUUGCAAGAGAUAAUGCUCUGAUGUUGGAGUAUCGAAGCAAAAAGCUUGAAGAACAUAAAUAAAUAAAUAAAUAAAUAGUUGAGGAUCGUCAUUUGAAUGGCACCGAGGAUUCACAAUGAAAAUAAGUAAAUAAG